CUCUCUCACACCUCUCUCAUUUCCUCUUUUGAGAAUCUCCCUUGUGAUUUCUCUCCCUCUGUGUGUUGCAGAGCGAGCCAACCUGCCGAGGAACAUGAUUGAGAACAGCAUGUUUGAAGAAGAGCCUGAUGUUGUGGAUUUGGCCAAAGACUCUGCAUUUCCAACAUUUCCUGCUCUUGACCCAGAUGAGGUGGCGUAUGAGCCUCGUAGCUCCCGGUUGCUUGUGCGAGGCCUGGGCGAGAACGACAUGGACGAGGAUGAAGAGGACUGCGAGUCUUCAGCCCGUCUGCUGGGCAUGUCCUUCAUGAACCGUAGCGCUGCUCACAGAUCCAUCUCGUCUGCAUACACCAGACAGGCUCCACCCAGGUCAUGUUCCCGACCCUCAGCCCGUACCAUGGUUGUGUGUGUGUUGUUCCUGGUGAUAGUGGCCUCUAUGACUAUGGUACUGUACUUCUUACCUGGAUGCACCUUUACCAAGAGUGGUUGUCCAAAGACCAACAAGACCACUCCCUUCGAGCAAGUCUACCCCAUGUCCACAAAUGGUGAACUGUUUCCGUGGGCACAGCUCCGGCUGCCUCACAGCGUACGUCCUCUUAGCUAUGACAUCACCCUGAACCCAGACCUCGACGACAUGACCUACACCGGCCGCACCGUCAUCAGCAUGUCGGUGCAACACAACACCAAGCGCAUUGUCCUGCACAGUGCUAAUCUCAACAUCACCAAAGCUACUUUCAAGUCGGGUGAUGGGGAGGCCAGAGAAGUGACUGUACUGGAGUACAUACCCAGACAGCAGAUCGCUGUUCAGUUCUCCAAGGAGCUGAAAACAGGCCUGUUCUGUGUCUUGACCCUGGAUUACUCUGCCAGCCUCUCGCAUACCUAUAGUGGUUUCUACAACAGCUCAUACUCCGAUAAAGACGGAAACAAAAGGGUCUUAGCAGCAACCCAGUUUGAGCCGCUCUCAGCUAGGAAGACCUUUCCUUGCUUUGAUGAACCGGCUUUCAAAGCCACCUUCCUGAUUCGGAUCAGCAGGAAACCAAACUACCUGACUCUUUCUAACAUGCCUCAGAAUAAAAGCACACCACUUCUCAAUGGCCUCAUUCAAGAUGAGUUUGAAAUGACCAGCGUCAGCAUGAGCACCUACCUGGUUGCCUUCAUCGUCGCCAACUUCACCCCUAUCAGCAAAAAUGUCUCAGAAACUCGGGUGUCUGUGUACUCUGUGCCAGAGAAGAAGGAGCACACUGACUAUGCUCUGGACACAGCCUGCAAACUGCUGGAGUUCUACAAUGGCUUCUUUGAAAUUACCUACCCCCUCGCAAAACUAGACUUGGUAGCCAUCCCAGACUUCCUGGCAGGAGCGAUGGAGAACUGGGGACUCAUCACUUUCAGAGAGACCAGCCUGCUGGUGGGCAAACAGUCCUCUCCUCUGGAAAAACAAGUAGUUGCCUCUGUCAUCGCGCAUGAGCUCGCUCAUCAGUGGUUUGGAAACCUGGUGACGAUGAGGUGGUGGAACGACCUGUGGCUCAACGAAGGCUUUGCCACAUACAUGCAGUACAUGUCGCUGCAGGCUGUUUUUCCCAAGCUGGACAUUGGUAAUUCGUUCCUGGCAGUAGGCUUCAGAGCGUUGGACAGUGAUGCACUUAACUCCUCCCACGCUGUGUCGGCGGAGGUUAAUACGCCAGAACAGGUGGAAGAGAUGUUUGACUCCGUCUCCUAUGAGAAGGGUGCCUCCAUUCUCCUGAUGCUGAAUGCCUCCCUGCCAGGGGACCAACAGUUCAGAAAAGGUAUCAUUCAAUAUCUGAAACAGUUCAGUGGAUCAAACACGGACACCAACGACCUCUGGAACAGCCUUACACAGGUUGAGGUCUCGGCGCAGCACCCGAAUGUGUCAGAGAUGAUGAGCACGUGGACAUCACAGAAAGGCUUCCCAUUGGUCACUGUAAGCCGUAAGGGAGGUCAGGUGACCCUCACACAGGAGCCCUUCCUGCUCACAUCCGACAAUGCCACGCAGACUUCCAGCUUGUGGAAUAUUCCGGUGACGUAUGUAACUGACAACUGUAGUUUGGCCCCUGAGUGCAGACAGAUGUUCACUCUGAAGAACAAGUCAGGGACUCUGAAGGAGCUACCAGAAAGUGUAAAGUGGCUGAAGUUGAACUACAGAAACACAGGCUUCUACAUCGUCCACUACGGAGAAGAGGGCUGGGCUGCUCUGAUAACAGCUCUGUCCAACAAUGUCGGUGUUCUUACACACGAGGACCGGGCCUCGCUCAUACACAACAUCUUUGCUCUUUCCAGACUGGGACGCGUGUCCUUUCACCAAGUCCUCAACCUGUUGAAGUACAUGACCAAUGAAACUCAUACUUCUCCUGUGACAGAGGCCUUGCUACAGCUCAACAUCAUCUACCAGCUGCUUGACAAAAGACAAGAGCACCAUCUUGUGUCCCGCAUGAAGGAUUAUAUUCUGCAUCAGUUUGGUUCUCUGAUGGACAAGCAAACAUGGGAAGAGGAGGAGAGUGUGUCUCAACAGGAGCUGCGCUCAGAGCUGCUUGGGAUGGCCUGUAGUCUGAAUGAAGAGAACUGCACUCAGCGAGCCCAAGCCCUGUUCAAAGAGUAUGUCGAGUCCAAUGGGACCUCACGGAUCCCAGGGGAUCUGCAGCAAGUUGUAUUCACUGUGGCUGCUCAAUCGGAUGAAGGUUGGGAGACUUUGCUCAGCAUGUACGGACGUGUCACCUAUGAUGCAGAGAAGAGAAAGAUGCUGCGGGGCCUCGCGUCUACUCAGAACGCACGGCUUAUAGUGUGGAUUCUAAAGGCAGGUCUGAUGGGGGAGAUCAUCCAGACGCAGGAGUUGCCUUUGGUCAUCAGCACCGUGUGUAAAGGCUUCACCGGCUACUUGUUUGUCUGGGACUUCAUCCAAGAGAACUGGGACAGCCUCAUAGAGAAGUUCCCGAUGGGCUCCUUUGCCAUCCAGACAAUCAUCAACUCUGCCACCUCUCAGUUCUCCACACAGGCCCACCUUGAUCAAGUUCAGAGUUUCUUCUCCAGUUUGAAGGAGCGCGGCUCUCAGAUGAGGAGCGUGCAGGAAGCUCUGGAAACCAUCAGGCUGAACCAGCGCUGGAUGGACAAGAACCUGCCCACGCUCCAAAAAUGGCUCUAAUACAGUCGCUCCAUCCGGCCUCUGCCCCGCUGACGGGACAAAGGGGCACGACGUCAAGACAACAACGGUGUUUGCACUAUUGUAGGACGGUGUCUCUUUAUCCUUUAUCCAGGCCAGAGUGCGAAUCAAAGCCAGAGGUUUGGCUCUACCUGGGUGGACAAGGUGUUCUCUUGAGGUUAGUCCUGUGCGUUGUAUUUGCUAGCUCAGGGUGGCUCUGAUUGUGUGUCUGACAGGAAGUUGUCAGAUGCGAACACACACUCCUCACAAUUGAUGCUGUCAACCAAACCUCUCCUCUGCAGCUCUCAUCUAAACCUCAUGCCUGAGCAGACCAUCGUGCUUCACCCACACUCCUUUUCCUCCGCCUGCUCUCAGGCACCUAACUGUAUGAGCUGUGCAAUGGCCACUUCAAAAAAGAGGAAGUAUGAAGAAUGUCAACAUUACUGUGUGAGUGUACUGUCAGUCAGUCCUAGACUUUAUCUCAAAUUGUCUGAUAUAUGUGGAUGCAGCUGUCGGGGAUUUCUCAACGACGAGAAGUUGAAAGUACAGGUACGUUAGAGAGGAAUUACACUGACCUUGCAUCGCCAUGUUAUAAAAUAGCUGCCUGCCAUUCUGACCUCUAGUUACACGUGCAACUGGAAGCAUUUACUAUAUUAGUCAUGAUUUGGCUAAAAGAUUGCUUGGUUGGUUGGUUGGUUGAUAGCUUAAAAUACCAAACUUGUAUUUGCAUCAAUUGGAUGUAGUGAGAAACCUUCCCACUGUGUACAGUAGAUGGCGUACUGCACACCAGUGCAGGUUUAAAGCAACAACCAAUGUGUCUUAGGUGAGAGCAGGCAGUGCUCGCUGGAGCCAAACGUUAAUUUCUUUCUUCCUCUACGCGUCAUAAGCCCAGUUUAGCUCUGAUCAACACGUUUUUAUUUCGAUAGCUUUUUGCCUGCAGUGCAGUCCCUGUACAGACUCCUUUAACACCGUGUGCUCGUAAACUUGUAAUUAUAAUGUAAAUAUGCUCAACCCUAUAGUGUUUUCUCCUUCGAUUUUGGAUGUAAUGUUUUGAACAUCUUGACUUUUAACAUUUUAGGAUUUGCUUUGUGUUGUGUGUGUGUAAAGAGGAAAUGUAUCCAUAGAAUUGUUUAGGAGUCUUGGUCAAAUAGUGUCUCCGUAUAUUUUGAUUGACUUCCCCCGGGGAGGUCAUUUGCUGAUGAAUGUUAGUGUUUUAAGGGCUAAGGUGCAUAAUGAAGAUACAAAGUGUAUAGAAGAACAUUUAUACUGGGCAGGACUCAUCUGUCCAGUAAGCUAAAUAUACAGAAGGUUUAAAGUUAGUCUGCCAUGUUGCUCCUGAGAACGAGGAGUAGCCUAGCUAUUGUUUUUAGAAGGUGUCUGAACGUGUUUCCCCAGCUUUUGUUUUUAAGAUUUUAUUUAAAUACAGUGGUACACUCAUCCUGAGCUUUUUUUAAAGUGGUACUGCUUACUUAUUCACUCAAUCACUGUCAUAAUAUUCCAUAUACUGGAGUAAAUAACGUAGAUUUAGAUUUGAUCAUUUUCUUUGAACAUCCUUAACACCUUCAUGAGAUAUGCGUCUGUUUUUUUUUGUUGUCACAUUAUCUUCUUCUGGAACCUUUUUGUUCCAUUUAUGUAAAAACUUUUCUCAAACGUGGCUCAAAAAGGAAACGCACAUUGGUUUAACUCCGGGUAGCAUUAUCUCAUCUGAAAUGAAAACGGCCACGUGCCUGUUGCUGCACUAGCGACUCCUACUGGUUGGUGGAAGUGGCUGCUGGGAGGAGGGGGACCAGCCGUGUUUAGGCCCUAUUAGUGAGAUGGCAGGUGGAAAAACACACACCGAGAGACAUCAUGUGUUUCAAAAGCAUGGCUGUCUACACUCUGCCCAGGUGUGGGUGUGUGCAGCAUGAAGGAUCUCUACAGAGGAUUGUGCAUUCCAAACAGGAGAAAGGAUUAGUGUGACACUUUACUUUGAAGGAUCUCAUGGCAGUUUUGCUCUGUCUAGAGACUAUCAACAGUAUUUGACUUGUUCCAUCCAUCCGUGUGAAUAGGCCUUCAAAUACACAACUCAAAUCUUUUACGUCGUCACUAAUUUUACUUUAAUUUUUUUUUCCAGCUGCCAGCAAUCAGAUGAAUUAAUCAGCUUCAUUGAGGCUCUGGCACUUUAAUGUUCCCUCAUGUUUUUGUUAAGAAGACAACUGUUUCAUGUGAAGUCGGUUGCAAUAAGCUUUAAGAGACAAGAGUUGCUGAUGUCAAUCAGGUACCACGCUCAGUGGAAGUUGGUGAAUCAGGGAUGUGGCCGGUCUGAUGACAGGAUUGUACUAGAGUACCACAUGUGCAGUGAACCCAAUCGGAUCGUCUUUGUUUUUGCACUGGGAUAAAAUGCUGCAGAUGCUUUUGAAACUGUGUUGCUCCUUAUGUGAAUAAGAUAUAAAUAAAAGUUGUUUUCUGAA
Molecule: messenger RNA, 5598 nt
Organism: Anarrhichthys ocellatus (wolf-eel)
Lineage: Eukaryota; Metazoa; Chordata; Actinopteri; Perciformes; Anarhichadidae
Product: leucyl-cystinyl aminopeptidase-like
Exons: 21
Coding region: 95-3151 (1018 amino acids)
Biological process (GO): peptide catabolic process; proteolysis; regulation of blood pressure
Cellular component (GO): cytoplasm; plasma membrane
Molecular function (GO): zinc ion binding; peptide binding; metalloaminopeptidase activity
Source: RefSeq, a predicted model, not a curated record